Messenger RNA from Paramecium sonneborni, 971 nucleotides. Lineage: Eukaryota; Ciliophora; Oligohymenophorea; Peniculida; Parameciidae. The record is from the annotation of a GenBank genome assembly.
AUGUUAACAAUAUACGUAUGUAUUAGGCAAUUAUUGAUUAGAUGUUUAAAUAUAUUCAAAUACACAAGAAUAGAAAAUGUUGAGUAAGGUUAUUAGAUGGAGAGUGUGAAUAGAGACAUUGAAAAUAAUAUGAAUGCUGAGUUAAGUAAGUAUAAUUAAAAAUUGUAUUUAGGAGCUCAUGAGGAUUCAUUCAUUUAAAAUCCUGAAAACAAAAUAGAAGAGUUUGAAAAUAAAGCAAAUUUUUAAGAUUGUGAAUAGAUUAUUGAUGAGGAAGCAAUUAGAUAAUUUAUAGAUGAUAUUCCUCAUAUCUCAUUUUCAUAAUCUGAAUUAAUGAAGGAAAUAGGAGAAAGAGCUAUUGUAGCUUUUUCUGGAGUGAUAGAUAAAAUGGAUGGAUUUGAAUUGCUGGAAGAAGAUCAUGACUUUAAUUUUUGGAUAAAAUAUGUUGAGACUCCUGAAAAAUAUUAGAUUGGAAUAAUGAAAUAUACUUAUACUUUGAAUACCUCAAUAGAAUCCUACAUAGAAUUCAUGAAGAAUUUACAAUUACAUAAGCAAAUGGAUAAUAGUAUUGAUGCUUUUGAGAAACACUAUGAAGAUAACAAUUUAUAGAUUAAUUAUUUAAGAUAUAAAAAGAUUAUGUUUAUGGACCCACGUGACUUUUUAUACAUAAAAUAUACUGAUAGAAAGGGAGAUGAUUGCAUAGAUAUUUCAAAAUCCAUUAACAUAGAUCAUUUCUAACCUUAGUAAAUUAUUUAUUUUAUAUAUGUAGAGAAGCAUCUACUAAACAAUGUACUAGAGCAUUGCUAUUAUUAAGUGGAAAUCAAAUAAAAUAAAUUGAAGAAAAUAAAAUAACGAUUACAACUUAUUCUGAAUGCAAUAUGAAAUUGAAAUUAAAACCUGUUAUGACAAAGCAAGCAAGCAAAAAUGAAAUAAAAAAAAUGGUUAAAAGAUAUCGUGAUCAUUUUAAUUAAUGA